UGUGAUAAUUGUACAAACAAUACUCAGUGAUUGUUUAUUGUUAUUCUUUUCACCUUUUUGAUGUAGAAUACACACCCGCGAAAUUCGAAUUCCAAUUCUGGUGUUCUUAUUCCGAGUCGUGACUAGUUUGGGUGGAGUUCAAUUAUUUUCCGAUUCAGAACAUCAUAAUUGGCGUCGCAGUCAGCGUUUAUUUCCAAAUGAAUACAACCAUCGAAUUCUUAAACGUAAAUGCAUCUCCCCGGGAGUUACAAGAAUACAUGGAGAGAUUCGAGUUAUGGUGGCUCACAAAAGAUGACCUUCGCGAAGAUCUUAAAUCUGCCCACUUUUUAACUGUUAUUGGACGAGAGGCGUAUACGCUUCUAAAAAAUCUGGCUUACCCACAGCUGCCAUCGAAAUUAUCAAAUGACAAGUUGCGGGACCUCCUUUUAUCUCACUUACUACCGGAAAAUUUCGUGGUUGCCGAAAGAGUAAAAUUCAACUUGCUGAUCCGUCAACCUAAUCAGUCUAUUCGUGAUUUUAUUCUCCAACUUCAAUCUCAAGCAUCAUCUUGUGCAUUUGGAGACAAACUUGACGAAUGCCUCAGAGAUCGCCUAAUUGCUGGAAUAAAUAAUCCCGAUUUAUAUCGUCAGCUCCUAUCACUUCCAUCGCCGACUUACAAUCACGUAAAAUCCAUCUGUUUGCAUUAUCAGGAUGUUUCUGAUAUUACAAGAAGCCAGACGACUGUUGAUCAUCAAGUCUUGUUUGGCUCAGCCAGUCGCCGAGUUCAUGCCGAGAAGAGAAAACCGUGGCAAAUCAACUCUUUCAAACCACACGGAAUUAGUCUAUCUCAUGCACCGAGAAAUUCAGACAGUUUAAAGUGUGGUCAAGCUGAUAGAAAGAUUGGACAAUGUGUCUCUUGUGGAAAGUUGCAUUCACGGUAUACCUGCCCGCAUCGGAAUUCCAAAUGUCAUCAUUGUGGGAAUGUUGGACAUAUUCGUAGUGUUUGUCGCCAGUUCAGACGUUGUAAUGUUGUGAAACAAGUUGAUGAUUCCACAGAGAACUUGCCCGACGAUUUUCAUUCGCUGACAUUGGCUGUGAAUACGAGUGGCCAUUUAUACAACACUUUACGUUUCGGAAAUGGUAUGUCACAUCGUUUCAUUGUUGACACCGGUAGCGUAGAGUCUCUUAUUUCUAAAACGAGUCUCGAUCAUCUGUACCCUGACGCUCAGCUUGAUUCUACGCUCAUCACUAUUAAAGGUAUUACUGGUCAUAACAUUCCGGUGAUAGGAUGUUGUACCUUACCAGUGCUAGAUAAGCAGUUGAAAUCUGUCGAGUGUAAAUUUGUUGUCAUUCGUCAAGGCCCGUCCAUACUCGGUCUUAAAGUUAUGCAAGCACUUAAAAUAAGUGUCAAUUUUCUGUCACAUACUGAUACUGAAACCCAAAUUCUUGAUUUAGUACACGAUUGUUCGGUUACCUCUGGUGGAAUGAGAAUUCCGCCUGUUAAGUUGGAAGUGGCCGGUGAUCCAGUUUUCUGUAAACGACGUGUACUUCCAUUUGGACUUAGAGAACCUGUUCGAAAGGUACUUAUGUCUCUUUGUGAAUCAGGAAUUCUCGUCCCAGUACAAAGUUCACGAUGGGCCACACCUAUUGUCACACCGUUAAAGCCGGAUGGACAGACACCGACAGUUUGUGGUGAUUACCAUGUCACUCUUAAUACGAAGCUGCUGCAGCUUAGUUGUGUCACGGAAGAACCUGCUUCUAUUCUCUCGCGUCUACACGGAUCCAAGAUUUUCUCGAAGCUAUACUUAAAAGAUGCAUAUCUGCAGAUACCACUGACUGAUGAGUCUAGUGAACUGACCACAAUCAAUACACCUUUUGGGUUGUAUCGCUAUAGAUUUCUUCCUUUUGGUCUUAAUGUGUCGCCAGCCAUAUUCCAAGAUGUAAUGAACUCCAUUGUGAAAGAUCUGAAGGGUGUUGAGGUCUAUCAAGACGAUGUUUUUGUACAUGCUGUUAACAAACCGACACACGACUACCGAGUACUGGCACUUUUAACUCGCUUCAAGGAUGCUGAUGUGAAUAUCAAUCCUAAGAAGUGCUUAAUUGGUGUCCAUGAAAUCAGUCGUCUUGGUUAUCAGGUUACAUCUGAAGGAUUCAAACCAGAUCUUGAUCGGAUAAAACCAUUGGUUGAUGUGAAGUCCCCCACCAAUGUUCAUGAGCUUCGAUCACUGAUGGGCGCUUUACAGUACUAUUCCAAAUUCAUUCCUGGUUUUGCAUCCAUUGCUGAUCCUUUAUUCACCUUGUUGAAUGACGAGAGUUUUGUUUGGUUAGACAGACAUGAACAUGUUCUUCGGUAGCUUUUAAAAAUUCUUGCAUCUGGUUGUGUUCUUCACACCUUUUCUCCUAAAUUACUUACUGUGCUUUUCACAGACGCUUCACCCACUGGUAUUGGGGCUGUGUUAGAGCAGAAUGGACACCCCGUUCUGUGUAGUUCCAGUCGACUAAGCAAUGCUGAAAAAGGAUAUGCUCAGACUCAUCGAGAAGCUUUGGCUGUAUACUGGGCAGUCACUAGACUUCACAAAUACUUGUUUGGCCUCAGAUUUACCACUGUGACAGAUCAUGAAGAUCUGAAGUUCAUUUACAAUCCUUCCAGUUCUUUAGCUAAGUCUUCAGCAGCCAUGGUCUAAUGGUGGAGUGUUGCCCUUAGUGCGUAUAACUAUAUGGUCGAGCACAGAAGUGCGAAGCUCAUUCCUCACGUCGACUACUUAUCACGUACUGCAACGAUAUUUGAAACCGAUUCUGAAAUGAGUUGUUUACUCACCCAGCCGCUUACAAACUCUCGUUCUGCCCUUAUCAAUGAUACUAAAAGGUAGUAUGGGUCAUUGAUUUCUGCUGUCAAACGUGGUUGGUCGGUUUCUCUCAAACGGAAGUUCCCACAAUUUUAUGUGCGUCGUGAUGAAUUGUGUGUUACACCUGAUGGAUUACUAUGUGUAAAUGAACGCAUUGUUAUCCCGCGGACUUUGAGAUCAGCUAUUCUAACGGAUUUACAUUCCGGUCACCUUGGUGUUGAAAAGAUUAAGUCUUUAGCUCGAUGCUUGUGCUGGUGGCCUGAAUUAAAUGCAGAUAUUCGACGAACUGCUUCUGGUUGCCCGAACUGUAAACACAAAAUUUUACGGCAACCGUCAAAGUGGACACCAUGGCCGAUGACAUGCGAGCCCUGGCAAAGGGUACAUAUUGAUUAUUGUGGACCAUUUCUGCAGAAGUACCAUGCUCUUGUGGUGGUGGAUUCUUAUUCAAAGUGGCUGGAGGUAUUCCUGACUGAUAAACCAAAUUCUGCUUUUACUCUCCGUGCCUUGAGAAAAGUGUUUAGUAGAGAAGGAGUCCCAUUAGCAGUGGUACGUGACAAUGGUUCGCACUUUUCGGCUCCAGAGGUUACUAAUUGGCUUCAGAGCCUUGGGUGUCGCCACCUUUUUACCGCUCCACGACAUCCAUGUUCUAAUGGCCUAGCGGAAAACUUUCUUGCAACCUUAAAACUUUCUAUUACCUCCUGUGCUCCUACUUCUUUUGAUGAACUUGAUCGUUGUGUUGAUAACUUCCUUCUUCAAUACCGUAAUUGCGUGCAUUCCUCUACUGGAGAUACACCUGCCAAACUUUGUAAAUCCAGACCAUUGAGGUCAAACAUGCUUGGCUUGGGGACUGCUGAAGUAUCUUAGUUCAGAGGCAAUGAUUUACGUCCCUCAUCUGGUAUCAUUGUUAACAACAUUGGAAACCGCAUGGUUAGAAUUUUGGAUCUCGAUGAUUGUUCUGUACACAGACGGCAUGUUGACCAGAUACGAUACAAGGAUUCCGGUCAGUUGUCAUUCGAUUCAGUGUGCACUGAAAAUACUAAUGUCCAUUCAGUUUCAGAUCCUCAUGAGUAUUCUGAGCAAAAUCAGCCUCCAAGAAGAUCUGCCAGAUUGCAACAGAAACCACAGCUGAAUUACAGAAACCUGGAGUUGCAUUCAAGCUGCGGAGGAUGUGAUAAUUGUACAAACAAUACUCAGUGAUUGUUUGUUGUUAUUCUUUUCACCUUUUUGAUGUAGAAUACACACCCGUGAAAUUCGAAUUCC
This is a messenger RNA of Dicrocoelium dendriticum, 4085 nucleotides long. NCBI's taxonomy places the organism in Eukaryota, Metazoa, Platyhelminthes, Trematoda, Plagiorchiida, Dicrocoeliidae. The record is from the annotation of a GenBank genome assembly.